Molecule: messenger RNA, 786 nt
Organism: Micromonas commoda
Lineage: Eukaryota; Viridiplantae; Chlorophyta; Mamiellophyceae; Mamiellales; Mamiellaceae
Exons: 2
Coding region: 1-786 (261 amino acids)
Biological process (GO): phosphatidylinositol biosynthetic process
Cellular component (GO): Golgi apparatus; membrane
Molecular function (GO): CDP-diacylglycerol-inositol 3-phosphatidyltransferase activity
Source: RefSeq, a predicted model, not a curated record
AUGCCGCCGCGCAGAACCCGCUCGGGUGACGCGUCAUCCGGGUCCACGACGCGCUUCUUCCAGCGUCACUCCAACGUGUACGCCUACGUCCCCAACAUCAUCGGAUACGUCCGCGUUCUCCUCGCCGCCGCCGCGCUGCGUCUCGCCUUCACCGACGUGCCGACAUCCCUCGCGCUCUACGCGCUGAGCUUCGUCUGCGAUGAGCUCGACGGACGCUUCGCGCGCAUGUUCGAUCAGUGCUCCGAGUUUGGCAAGCUACUCGACAUGGUGACCGAUCGCCUCGCCACCACCGGGCUCCUCAUGGUGCUCUCCCGCGAGUACCCGGACUGGUUCUUCACCUGCGUCUCCCUCGUCGCCCUUGACGUCGGCUCGCACUGGCUCCAGAUGUACGCGCAGCUCCUUCGGAACAAAUCGUCGCAUAAAGACGUCGACCCGAGCUCGUUUUUCAUCCUUAAGCUGUACUACACCAACAGGAUAUUCAUGGGCGCGUGCUGCGUGGGCGCGGAGGUGCUGUACCUCGCGGCGCACGCCGCGACGGACCCGAGGAUCGCGGCGAUCGCGGGGCCCCUAAGGAUCGGGGCGACGCCGGCGAAGGUCUCCGUGCCGCUGCCCGCGGCGCUGGGCUGGGGGACGGAGCUCGGCGUCGAGUGCGCGAGCGCGCUGGGUCAGCUGGCGCUCGUCGCGCUUCCGUUCUGGGCGGUGAAGCAGGCGGCGAACGUGGCGCAGCUGGUGACGAGCUGCGAGGCGCUGGUGGCGCACGAUUUUCCGAAGCGUAAGCGGACGUGA